AUGGCUGUUACCUUGGCGGAGAUAGUGACCGGAGAAACUGAUCCUCCUCCUCCUCCUUUGCGGCUGAGCACUAGGAAUCAACUAAAGUCGUUAUUUGUUCGUCAUGAGAAACUCACAAAAGAACAAAACUCAGCCAUUAAUGUCUUUCUUCUCGGCCUCAUGACCAGCUUGCUCUUUUACGCCACCGUCUUCACUAUCAUCGAGUUCUUCCCCACCAGAGUUCUUCACUGCAACGUCACUUUCUACGUGGAAUCUAUCUCCGUUUCUCCCUCUUCUUCCCCCGCCGCCACGUGGCACGUCGAUUUUCUCGUGAACCACCCAAGCUCGAGGUGCCUUGUCCACUACGACGACGAUGGCGUGUAUGCCACGUUAGGGUUUUUAAACACCGUGGUUUUGAAGACAUCACACACGCGUCUUUCGCGUGUCCGCACGAGUUUCUCGGUCGAUUUAGCUACGGUGGGUAAUCAAACCGACGACGUCGUUGCAGCUUUUUCAAGGGUUUUGGAUUUGGAGUUGAAACUUAGUGCGAGGAAGAAACAGUUUUAUGCGGAAGGUGAUGAUUAUGGACAUAUUUAUAUAACUUGUCAGAAUCUUAUUCUUGGUUAUGAGACGAUUAAAUGCCAUUCGUCUUUCAAAAAGUUGAAGGACUUUUGCUAA
This is a messenger RNA of Eruca vesicaria subsp. sativa (arugula), 657 nucleotides long. NCBI's taxonomy places the organism in Eukaryota, Viridiplantae, Streptophyta, Magnoliopsida, Brassicales, Brassicaceae. The record is from the annotation of a GenBank genome assembly.